Fusarium venenatum is the source of this 993-nucleotide messenger RNA. RefSeq names its product Nse1 non-SMC component of SMC5-6 complex-domain-containing protein. NCBI's taxonomy places the organism in Eukaryota, Fungi, Ascomycota, Sordariomycetes, Hypocreales, Nectriaceae. Gene Ontology annotation, molecular function: ubiquitin-protein transferase activity. The record is from RefSeq and is a predicted model, not a curated record. Gene Ontology annotation, biological process: double-strand break repair via homologous recombination. Gene Ontology annotation, cellular component: nucleus; Smc5-Smc6 complex.
AUGAGUGGGAGUAAUUUCAGUCACGGUGAUAGGGCCUUCCUUCAAGCCAUCCUGGCUCGAGGAUCAAUCACAUUCGAAGAAGCUCGACCUAUCCUUGCCGCAAUUUUCAACGCCGGGCGCAACGAAGCUGACGACGAGGACGAAAUACGGAGGGAUCAAAUCACCGAAGAACAUUUUCAUGAGGCUAUCGAUAAAAUUUCCGAAGCGGCAUCCCUGUUUGAUUACGAAAUCCGCAGCACUGUUCACCAAGUAACAAAGAGACGAAUAUGGGCUUUGGUUAAUACUACCUCCGAUCCGCAAACACAACUUGCCACGUCAUAUAGCCCCGAAGAGCUGUCAUUUAUCAAAAGAGUCCUGGAUGCCAUGUUUGAAAAGUUCAAUACGCCGCGCAUGGAAGUCAUGGCCAUUACGGAGAUGCAGGCCAUCAAACUGGCUCGACCGAACCGACGGGAAAGCCAUGUCGACGUUGAAACCCAAACGCAAACAGUCGCAGACAAAGGGCUGAAGCAUAGCGAAGUUGAAACUGCGCUUGCGAGUCUGGUUGAGGGAGGAUGGUUCGAAAAAAGUCAAGAAGGCUUUUAUACACUGUCACCACGAGCACUACUCGAACUGCGACCCUGGCUGGUUGAAACAUACAACGACCCUGAUCUUGAACCACAGGACUGGCAACGUAUCAGGUUCUGUGAAGCAUGUAAGGACAUAGUCACAAUGGGCCUGAGAUGCUCUGAAGUGGAUUGCAACUUCCGACUGCACGAGAUCUGCGAAGAGGCUUUCUGGCGAACUAGAAGAGACAAGAAAUGCCCACGAUGCACGACCGAGUGGGCUGGUAGCAAGUAUACGGGCGAAAGGGCAGUAACGUCGACCGAUGCCUUUCAACGAGGACGACGGAGAGACGGCGGUGGUUGGCGACGUAGUACCCUUGCUGACGAUGUCAUUCGGGACGAGGGGGGUGCAGACGAAGCAGAGGAUGACGAAGGACAGGAUACUGAUUGA